Messenger RNA from Hyposmocoma kahamanoa, 2958 nucleotides. RefSeq lists its product as uncharacterized. The transcript is spliced from 2 exons. Lineage: Eukaryota; Metazoa; Arthropoda; Insecta; Lepidoptera; Cosmopterigidae. The coding region runs from base 1 to 2958 and encodes 985 amino acids. The record is from RefSeq and is a predicted model, not a curated record. Gene Ontology annotation, molecular function: zinc ion binding; nucleic acid binding; catalytic activity.
AUGGAUUGCUAUAGUAAAAAUCGUGACGUGGUGUCCGAGAAGGACGGUGUUAAUGUUUCCGAGGGCCUCGACCCUCAACCGACGAACCAAAGCAAGAAUAACGGACUCGAUUCUAUUUCUGACGUGGAGACGGUUCCUGCGAAGGGAAGUGCUCGGCCGCGGGACAAGCACGGACGCUUCAUUCGCCGACCAAAGUCUCCUCGCCCGGCGAGUGAAGUGGCCUGGUUGGAAGUGGAUAGCUCAGACGAGGAGAUUCUUCGCUCACAAAGCACAAAGUCCAUAGGUCAAAGGACAUCGGCUCCCUCCAAACGUGCUCGUGAGGGUGAGGAUGAGGCACUAGAGCCCAAUAGAGCUCCAAAAAUCAACACAGCUCGGAGAGGCCGUGCUGUCGGUGUGGGUCACAAUAACACGGGACCACGCCCUCGUGUGCCCGACGCGGGUGGCCCUGGCGGGUCAUAUAGACCCACGUUGCCCAUCCAACGCUCACUAAGUGCGGGGAAUCUGGACGUGAGCGCGGGGACGGGUGAAGAGGAGCGCUCUCCUGGCCAGGCCGGGGAGGCUGAACUCGAGGGCACAGCAGACCUCAUGAGAGAGGCCCUGGCUAAGGAGGCGCGAGACGGCCUCGCGGUAAUAUUAGCGGAGACCACCAAGUCCUCUAACCUCAAGGGGACGGUGGUCAAAGCCAUAGAAGAGGCCGUCAGAAAGGUGGAGGGAGCCGUGGACUUUCUCCACCGUGGAGAGACGGCGACUGAGGCGGCGCGGCGGAUGUCGGAAGACAACCGCCGGAUGAGGGGGCAGCUCGCUGCCCUAGAGGCAGAGGUGAAGGUCCUGAGGGGGGCCUACUCCUCCGCCCCAACGCCAUGCAGCUCCGCGGAGAUGCACGCGGGGGUGAGGGAGGCCAUCGAUGACCUCAGGCGCGACAUAUUUACCUCAAUGAGGAAUAUGAUGGACGCCCGCCUGAGUGACAUCGAAAGGCGCCUCCCCGCGGAGGUCCUAAGGCCCCCCUUGGGCGGCAGAAGAGGGGCUCCUGGCGACGUAACAGUGCCCAUCGCUGCCGCCGCUGCAACCGCCCCCAGAGUGCCUCCCCCCGCGUCGACACUCGAGCCGAUACCGGGCCCCUCCCCGACCCGAAACGCGCCUGCCGGGCCGCGGCCCAAGAAGGCCAAAAAGAAGGCCCUCCCGCGGAAGACUGCUGCCGCCCCUCCUGUGGCCGCCUCCGCUGACCCCGCCGCCUCAGACGCGACGGCCCCAACGACGACGGACCAAGCGGAAAUGCCCUGGUCGCAGGUAGUUGGCCGCAAGACCAAAACGCCUAAAAAGGCCAAAAAGGCAGCUGCCACCCCCCAAGCGGCACGGGCCAAGGCGGCCCCCAAGACAGCUCCCAGACCCAGGGCACUCGCCACCCCGAAAUCGUCGGCGGUGGUGAUCACCCUGAGGCCUGAAGCGGUGGCGGAAAAGGGGGCCACAUACAAGGGUGUCCUUGAGGCGGUGACCGCUGCGGUCGACUUGGGCAGCCUCGGCAUCCCGCACGUGCGGGUGCGGAAUACCCAGACGGGUGCCCGCAUGGUCGAGGUGCCCGGGGCGACCAGCGCCGAAAAGGCCGACACCCUGGCGGCCAAGCUGGAGGAGGUGAUCGGGGGGCUGGCAACAGUGACGCGGCCAACCAAAACCGCCGAUUUAAGGGUCACCGGCCUUGACGAGUCGGUGACCCCAGAGAAGAUCCGGGCGGUGGUGGCCGCGAAGGGCCAAUGCCCCCAGUCCACCGUGAGCGUGGGAGCCGUCAGACUGGCCCCCAACGGGAGGGGGUCAGCCAUCGUCCGCUGUCCGGUGACGGCAGCCCAACGGGUGGCGGCUGCCGGCCGCAUGUUGGUGGGGUGGUCCUCCGCCGGGGUCCAUGUGAUGGAGCCCCUCCCCAUGCGCUGCUUCAGGUGCAUGGGGAUUGGCCACACCAGAGCCCUCUGCCCGUCCAGUGUGGAUAGGAGCGGGCUCUGCUUCAGGUGUGGCCAGGUCGGACACUCGGCCUCCGGGUGCACGGCGACCCCGCGGUGCUCGGUAUGCACCGCGGCUCGCCGUCCAGCGGACCACGUAAUGGGGGGGCGAUCUUGCGCUCCCCCUCCCACCAAGGGCAAGCCGGCGGGGACCUCAGGCCCCCCCCCUAUUGAGGGACAAAGGCAACCUCAACCACUGCGCCAGGGCACAGGACCUAUUGGUCCAGGCCAUGGCGGAGUGGGGGGUUGCGGUGGCUGCUGUGGCGGAGCCAUACUUUGUCCCCCCGCGGGGGAAUUGGGCGGGGGAUCGGGAGGAGACGGUGGCCAUAGUGGCGUCGACUGCCGGAAACUUCCCCCCUCUAGUGGUGAAGGAACGCGGGUCAGGGUUCGUGGCGGCGAGGUGGGGAGAAGUCAUCCUAAUUGGGGUGUACUUCUCUCCAAACCGCUCCCUGGCCCAAUUCCAGGCAUUCCUGGAGACCCUAGAGAGGGCGGUGAGGAGGGCAGCUCCGACGCCGGUGUUGGUAUUGGGGGACCUCAACGCCAAGAGCGCGGCGUGGGGUUCUCCGGUCACCAAUGCCAGAGGGCCAAAGUUGGAGGAUGGGCGGCAGCCUUAGGGCUGGUCGUCCUCAACCGGGGCCAUGCCAACACGUGCGUGCGGCGAAAUGGGGGGUCAAUCGUGGACAUCACCUUUGCGACCCCCUCACUAGCCGCGCGAGUAUCCGGCUGGCAGGUCCUGGAGGACGAGGAGACCCUCUCCGAUCAUAAAUAUAUACGGAUGAGGGUCUCCCAUGCGCCGCCAGCGACGGCCUCCAACACGGCCCCCGGGAGGGGCUUUCCCAAAUGGGCACUCACCCGUCUGGACCCUGAGCUCGCAGAGGAAGCAGCCAUGGUCCAGGCGUGGUGCCCCCCCCCCCCCCCACCGGCCACCGUCGAUGUGGAUCAGAAGCGGUCAAGUUCAGGGAAGACUUGA